AUGGAUGCCCUCGGCGCCGGCGGCUCCCUUGGGUGGCUCUACGCGGCCAAGAGGGGCCAGGCGGCCGCGGGGACCGUGCUCGCGCGGGCUCUGCUGCCGGCCUCGCUGGGGCUGCUGUGCUCCGCCGCGCUGGGCGCUUGCGGGGGGCUGCUUGUGUUUUUGGCAGCGUGUCUCGUCUCCUCCGCGUGCCGGGGUGCCGGGGCGCUGCUGCCCGUGGGCGACAGGGCUGUGCUCAUCACAGGAAGUGACACUGGGAUUGGACAUGCCCUGGCUAAAUACUUGGAUAACUUAGGUUUUAUUGUAUUUGCUGGGGUUCUGAAUAAAGAUGGACCUGGAGCUGAAGAACUGAGAAGGACCUGUUCUGAGAGACUUUCCCUCCUGCAGCUGGAUAUAACCAAUCCUACCCAAGUCAAGGAAGCCUAUCUCAAUGUUUCAGAGAGAGUGCAAAAUACAGGGCUCUGGGGAGUUGUGAACAACGCUGGCAUCCUGGGCUUUCCCGCAGAUGGUGAGCUGCUCCCCAUGAGCACGUACAGGCAGUGCAUGGAUGUGAAUUUCUUUGGGGCCGUGGAGGUGUCCAAAACCUUCUUACCGUUACUUCGGAGAUCCCAGGGAAGGCUUGUUAACAUAUCAAGUAUGGCAGGAGGCAUUCCACUACCGAAGUAUGCUGCGUACGGUGCAUCAAAAGCAGCUCUGUCCAUGUUUUCUGGAGUAAUGAGGCAAGAGCUUUCUAAAUGGGGAAUUAAAGUUGCUGCAAUUCAUCCAUCAGGCUUCAGAACAGGUAUACAAGGCACGUCUGAACUGUGGGAUAAACAAGAAAAGGACCUAAUGGAGAAUCUCCCAGCAGGCGUGAGGAGAGAUUAUGGAGAAGACUACCUCCUGGAGCUGAAGAGCUACCUCCUGCGCAUGCCUGCGUAUUGUGACUCUGACCUCUCCCCCGUGCUAAAUGACAUUCUGCAUGCUUUACUGGCCAAGAGGCCGCGUGGCUUGUAUACUCCCGGCAAAGGGGCAUAUGUGCCUCUCUGCAUCUUUUGCUACUUUCCUCUCUGGUUGUAUGACUUUUUUAUUAGUAAGUCACUAAGUAUCGAGCCUGUCCCAAGGGCGCUGAGAACAUCAGAAGCUAGAAACAAGAACCUCUGA
This is a messenger RNA of Rhea pennata, 1137 nucleotides long. It is a transcript of the gene HSD17B2, whose product is annotated as hydroxysteroid 17-beta dehydrogenase 2. The record is from RefSeq and is a predicted model, not a curated record. Gene Ontology annotation, biological process: steroid metabolic process. The transcript has 5 exons. NCBI's taxonomy places the organism in Eukaryota, Metazoa, Chordata, Aves, Rheiformes, Rheidae. Bases 1 to 1137 code for a protein of 378 amino acids. Gene Ontology annotation, molecular function: testosterone dehydrogenase (NAD+) activity; estradiol 17-beta-dehydrogenase [NAD(P)+] activity. Gene Ontology annotation, cellular component: intracellular membrane-bounded organelle.